Molecule: messenger RNA, 1083 nt
Organism: Lodderomyces pseudojiufengensis
Lineage: Eukaryota; Fungi; Ascomycota; Pichiomycetes; Serinales; Debaryomycetaceae
Exons: 1
Coding region: 1-1083 (360 amino acids)
Biological process (GO): acyl-CoA metabolic process; fatty acid catabolic process
Cellular component (GO): peroxisomal matrix
Molecular function (GO): fatty acyl-CoA hydrolase activity
Source: RefSeq, a predicted model, not a curated record
AUGAAAGAAAUCAAUUACAAAAGAGGUGAAAAAGUAGAUGUUGCUGAAGAAUUCGGAGUUAUAGAAAUCAAUAAAGAUAAAUAUAUUGGAAAAAAGCCAUUAGUUACACCAAAAUCAGAUAGUAGAGGAGUUUAUGGAGGUAAUAUAGUUGGACAAUCAUUACUUGUAGCUAUGAAAUCAUGUGAUCCUGAAUUUAAACCUCAUUCAUUACAUUCAUCAUUUGUAAGAGCUGCUACAACUGAUCUGCCUUUAAUUUAUGAAGUUGAAGAAAUUUCAAAUGGAAAUAAUUUUUGUAAUAGAUCAGUAAAAGCUUUUCAAAAUGAUAAAAUUGUAUUUUAUGCAAAUAUAUCAUUAACUAAAAAAAAUGCUUUAAAAGAAAGUAUGGCAAAAUAUGAAGAAUAUAAUGCAAAAUAUGAAAAGAAAUUAAAAGAAAAAGAAUUUCAAGUAAAAGAAAACAAUGAUAAUGAAGAUGAUGAUCAAGAUGAUGAUGAAGAAGUUGAAAAAAAACCAAUCAAACCUUUUGGAUUUCAAACUCCAUUACAUAAUUGGUUUCAAAAAUAUGAUUUAAAUGAAUUACCAGUAUCAGGUAUUGAAUCAAAUAUGUUAUCAUAUUUUAAAUUUUUUCCUGAUUUUUUAUUUUUAAAUAAAUCAGAAUAUGAAAAUGAUAUACCAGUAGCAGAAAGAAAAUUUGCAUUUUUAGUAAGAUGGGGAAUUGAUAAUGAACAAGGAUAUGAUCAACCAUUAAUUAAUGUUGAUUCACAAUUUAAAUAUGUUGGAUUAGGUAAUUUAUCAGAUUCUUUAUUAUUAAAUGUAAUUUUAAGAGUUUUACGUAUUGAAAAUGUUGAUUUAAAAGAUUAUCAUAAAACAUUUUUUGGAGUUAGUCUAGAUCAUGUUUUAUAUAUACAUGAUGAUGAUUUUGAUGUUACUAAAUGGAUGGGUUAUAGUUUUAAAACUAUAAGGUUUUCUCAUGAUAGAAUUUUAGUUGAAGGUGAAAUAUAUAAUGAUAAAGGUGUUCAUGUUGCAAGUGUUAUACAAGAAGGAUUGUUGAAAUUUGAAGGGAAAGAGAAAGGAGCAAAGUUAUAG